AUGCGGAGCCCUCCUGCGAGGAAGAGGCCCGCUGCAGCUGAUGCGAGGAGGCCGCGCUGGAAGAAGGGCGCCUUCAUCCACGUGCCGGGCGGCGACGACGACGACGCCGCGCCCAUCGACCAGCAGGACAGCGACAAUGAUUAUGAGGAGAAGGAUGUCAUCAUCUGCACCAUCUGCGACAAGCCGGUCAAGGCCGACGAGCGGAGGCGCAGGGCCUGCAGGAUGCACCGCAAGCGCGGCCUCGCCGCGAAGUCGGCCCAGGGCGUCGCCGCGCGGAGCUCCGAGGUUUGCAACAACAUGGGCAAACUGAAGGCGAAUAACCCCGCGAAGUACAAGGCGACGGUGCUAUCCAUGGUCGCUUCAGGUCGCCGUUCGGCGGUGAAGAUGGCCAAGUUCAAGUCUGCCAUUGCGAACGUGAUUCGCAGCGACAGCACGCUCAGGAAGGAAGGGGGCAUGUUUUGCAACAAGCUGCAGUACAUCGCCCACCGGCGCUACGCGAACGGCCACACCGGGAAGAGCGCCCUCAAGACGUGGGCGAAAGACCUCGCAGACAAGAGCGUGUUCGAGCGCAAGAAGGGCGGCCAGAUCAUCGCGGCCGUGCCGAAGUAG
This is a messenger RNA of Prorocentrum cordatum, 609 nucleotides long. The record is from the annotation of a GenBank genome assembly. NCBI's taxonomy places the organism in Eukaryota, Dinophyceae, Prorocentrales, Prorocentraceae.